AUGAUGAUGAACAAAUCUUCACCUCAACCAAACCAUUUUGAUGAUUAUGGAUUUGAUCUACAACAGGAUUUUUCUCAGUUUUUGGAGGAAGCAAAGGAACAUGGACAAGAAACAAAGCAAAAGAAUUCAUCAGUGUAUCCUGAAGAAGGAUCUAAGAAAAGAGGAUCAGAGAAAGAUAGAAAGGGAAAGAAAUCAUGGAAGAGUUCAUUGAUUUCGUGGUGGAAAUUUGAUAAGAACAACAAGGUUAAAGAAGCAUCCAACAGCAAUAGUUCUAAAUCUAAAGUUUCUGAGAGAAGGCAAGGUCAUGUCUCUGGUCCUAUAAUGCAUAACUCUUACAAAGGUUAUGAAGGGAAAAACAAGCGUCCAUUUUCUGGACCUUUGACAAGUUUGUUUAAAUCUACUAAGAGAGAAGAGAAUGGGGUACCUUAUAUGACUCUAGAUCAACAAAAUAGUCCGCACCCGGUUCAAAAUUAUGGUCCCGUUUAUAAGGUCACUUGA
Messenger RNA from Vicia faba (fava bean), 498 nucleotides. NCBI's taxonomy places the organism in Eukaryota, Viridiplantae, Streptophyta, Magnoliopsida, Fabales, Fabaceae. The record is from the annotation of a GenBank genome assembly.